Venustampulla echinocandica is the source of this 4497-nucleotide messenger RNA. RefSeq lists its product as uncharacterized. NCBI's taxonomy places the organism in Eukaryota, Fungi, Ascomycota, Leotiomycetes, Helotiales, Pleuroascaceae. Gene Ontology annotation, cellular component: cytoplasm. Bases 1 to 4497 code for a protein of 1498 amino acids. The record is from RefSeq and is a predicted model, not a curated record. Gene Ontology annotation, biological process: amino acid activation for nonribosomal peptide biosynthetic process; secondary metabolite biosynthetic process; regulation of DNA-templated transcription. The transcript has 12 exons. Gene Ontology annotation, molecular function: phosphopantetheine binding; zinc ion binding; DNA-binding transcription factor activity, RNA polymerase II-specific.
AUGCUUAACACCGAGCCCGCGCAUGCCGGCCAGAAAGACGGGAAAAAGACUCGGCAACGCAAGAUUCGUGUCUGCACCGAGUGUCGGAAGCGCAAGCAACGCUGCGAUCAAGCGUGGCCAUGCCACAACUGCACCAGACGGUACCCUCCGGUGCUGUGUACUUAUGCGGAUUCCAGAAACCCUAAUAAUAAACACAAUCCAAAUUCAGAAAAAUUGGUCCAAUUGGGCGGUGACCCGCAGGCGGGAGAUGGUUUCACCCCUCAAGCCACGCAAAAUGUCGCCCGACGUCCUGGAUCAACAGCCAGUAUAAUCAUACCGUUACACGAGACCCGACAGCCUCCUAUUGCUCGUGACCCUUCAACCACUGGCCCUUCCGCUCUCAUGAGACGCGAAAAUGGCUGGGGAGCGACCUCGUUCCGAAAGGACCCCACCAAAAUGGAACAUCUUCCCCCUGAAUAUGUGUUUGGCGGUAGUGACAUCUUGAAUGUUUUUCGAGUGGACCAGAGCAGCCCCUUCUACCCGCUUCGGGACUCCUUGCCUACACCGAAUGUUCGAGUUAUGAUCGUGAAAGUUAGGGAUGUUGCAAUAGAGCCCCUGCACUAUCUCCCCAUCGAGCCUUCAAGGCGAAAUGCGGAAUUGCUGCACUUCUUCCUGCAAAAGUUGUCGUCAUUUAUGUCAACAAUAGAUGGCAAAGAUCCACCAGAGGAUUUUAUGGCCAGGUGGCUGUCCUUUAUGAUCCAAUCCCCUUUUAUGAUCCACAUCACAAUUUUGGCCGCCGCAUAUUUCCAGGCUGUAACAAAUAAUAUUGACGUCAAAAAGUCUGUCGAUGUCGCUAUUGCGAAAGUUAACCUGAUAUCCCUGAUCAAUGAUCAUAUUACUAGCAAUAGCAAGGGUGUUGACGAUGAAGCGAUCGCUGCGGUCAUGUCCCUAGCUUAUAAUGAAUUAAUAUACGCCGAUAAAAGAAGUACCCUGGGCCAUAUGAUAGGGCUCCGAGAGAUGAUCCGGACCCGGGGUGGACUGGAAAAUGUUAGACUCAGUGAGCUGCGGGUAAUGUUGAUGAGAACUGAUUAUCAAGUGGCUUGCACCCUUGAAUGCGAUCCUAUUAUACAAGGGGUCCAGGAGGCAACUAUCCUGAUGGCUUAUCCAAUCCAGCUGGACAGCCCAUUGCUAGUCUCCAGCAACCUUUUUGUUGACUCUAUCGAUUUCCACAGUAUCAACACUGCGACAGCCACUAUCCUCGACGACAUGAGGUUCAUCACCACAUCUAUCAUGACUUUAAGUGGCGCCGAGCACCCAGAGCUCGCGAAAGUCAAAUUUUUAGCCACGGUUCGGUGGAUCCAUCAACGACUCACAUCCGAAAAACCAGAAGCCCAUCUUGCCAACGACUUCGUCUACCAAACGUGUCGAGCUACCGCGAUAAUUUAUACCACAGCUGUCUUAUCUGGACAACCGUUUUCGGAAGCGUGCACCUCUGAGCUCCUCCAAAACGUUUGGAGAGUAAUGUGGAGGGUUCCUCUUCCUCGCUGGAAGCAAAUCCCGGGAGUAUUCUUUUGGGUCGUGUUGGUUGCUAAUCCAUUCGCGAGAAAUCGACCGGAAGGUCGGUUUCUCAAGGGUGUUAUUGCUGGAAAUACGGUGGCGAUGGGCCUUGCGGAUUGGGAUGCCACGACAGCAAUUUUAAAGACCUUUCUAGCUUUGCAGAGGUGGCUCGGGGGCAAAGACCUAGAGAGCUCCAUCAUCCUAGACAACAGGCUAGGGAUAUCUCGUUCUCCGGAGGGUGGACUUCCAGCGUGGGCAUUGACUCAGAACGUUUUGAAUGCGAAAUUUAGCGAAAAGCAGUAUGAAAGUGUGUUUACCAGAAGUCCUGGAAGUUGCGCAAGCCUUCUUUUCUGGUUGCCUACAGCUAUCCGUGGUUUUCUUGAAGAUGAAUAUAUCUACGACCGCGAAAUCGCGAGUUUCCUGGCGGCCAUGGAGAUUCAAAUUUUAGAGGAAGUCAUUGACCACUCGUUGCGUCGCCCGAAACUCCAAGCAAUAAUUUUCCAAGAUCUUCCACGGCAACUUUGGCCUACUGCCUUUGGUGGUUGCACCUGUAUUCCGAAAGAAGAGGAUGUGUAUGGAGACGUCUUUGCAUUCCUACGAGAAACAAGGGUUACUCAGCUUGCUGUCCCUCCGACCUACUUGAAACUCUUUUCCCCGCAGCAGGCGUCCAGUACGCCCGAUCUCCAGGCCAUUGUUGUUGCUAGCGAGCUGGUUCACGGGGAUCUCAUUGCGUCCUGGGCGCCUCAUGUGCGCUUCAACAUUGCUUACGGACCGACAGAAACCUUCUACUCAGCCAUUACACCAACGUUGAAGGCCACGGACAACAUCAUGGGUUUGAUUGGGGAACCUAUCGCUUGUAGAUACUGGCUAGCCAACAUUGAAGAUCCCGAGGUCCUGGCACAGGACGGAGAGCUUGCGGAAACAAGGAGCGUUUUCAUUGAGAAUCCUUCUUGGGCAAAGGCAACCCACGGGGAGAAACCAAGGCGAUUCUUCCUCACGGGAGAUUUGGUUAAAAGACAAGCCGACGGUCGACGUCUUGCUUGCGGUCGUAAGGACACUCAAGUAAAGAUCAAUGGCUGGCCUGUGGCCGUGCAAAAGAUCGACUCUAGCAUCCUUGAUUCGAAGUUGGUUGCAUUCGUAGCGACAGGCAGCCCUGAAAGUGACAAAAGUACAGCCCCGCAAGUACAGUGGCAGACUGUGGAGGCCCUUUCGCUUAUCUUCCAGGAGACGAAGAACUUUCUUGCGGCGAUUCUACCUGCUCGCAUGAUACCCGCCUUUUUUGUUCCCCUCAGCCACUUGCCCAUUGUAACCGCCAACGGCAAGCUCUCGCGGCAGGUGCUUGUGUCAAUGGGUGAGAGAUUUGAUAGACAAGAAGUCGAUAUCCUCCUUGAAGCUGCGAGAGAGCACCGGCCAUCUCCUACCGGAGCGAUCAAUGGCCUACCUAAGUCAGAAGUGCCUCAGCUCUCAGAUAUGGAGGUCCAGUUGAGAAUGUUGUGGACCGAGGCCCUUCAAUUCAGUACAGAGAUCUGGCCCAGUGACAAUUUCUUAGCCCUUGGUGGGGAUUCUAUCGCAGCUGUGAGGCUCUCUGUUGCCGCAAACAGGCAGGGUCUAAAACUCCGUGUUGCUGAUAUCCUACGAAACCCAAUACUGCGCGAUAUGGCGGUUAAAGUCCAGCCACUGCCGCCACGAGAUCUCGCUGCUAAUGGGACAUCUGUUGGCCCAUUCUCCGUUAUGGGUGGACGUGAAGACUCAUCUGUUCAGGCACUCAUCUCUCAAGCCGCCGCAAUGAGCGGUCACCAAGAACCUGACGUCCUGGAUAUUUUCCCUGCCAUUUCCGAUCGGCCUUAUAUGAUUAUGCAGUCGAUAUCUAGUCCAGAAGCUUUUGUAUCGACUCUGACUUUUGAUUUGCCAGUGGAUCUCGAUUUUGACCGCUUCAAGAAGGCAUGGGAGUCCACCUUUGAGCUUGCUGAUAUAUUACGUACCCGCUAUAUACCCUGGGAGCAGAAGGGCUUCGUUUGUGUCACCUUUCAGGAGGACUUUGUUUUAACAACCCAUGAUAACUUGAACAGCUUGCUGGUGGAGAAGAAAAAGUCUGUUGCUUUGACUAUCGAUACUAUCAAGCAGUUCUACUAUGGCGAGACACCGGCGCCCUUUGUUCCAUUUAGGAACUUCGUCCAGUCCGUCUUGAGUGCUGAUACAGAGGGAAAUUCCAGCAUAUGGGUUCAGAAACUCGCUGGAGGUACUGCGGCUAGCUUUCCUGCCUUAGUAGGUCCCAAUGGACCGAAGAUGCCAGUAGCCUCGGAGGUUGAGACGCAUAAUAUAUCCAUUCCACGAAACUUGCAAUCUGAUAUCAUGACAACAACUAUCAUUCGGGCAGCUCUAGGCCUCACAGUUGCUCACAUGUCAAACCCUGGUACACAUGAUGUUCUCUUCAUUGAAGGUUGGUCUGGGAGGGACGUAAUGAUAGAUCAUGACCCGGAUCGAAUUCUCGGCCCAACAAUGUUUCCAGGCGGCACGAGGAUUAACUUCGAAGCCGAGCAGUCCGUGAAUUCUUUCCUCAAAGACGUUCAAGAAGACAACCUCGAGCUCAUUCAGCACAUGAGCAUCGAGCUCCCUAUGCUUCAAGCAGCGUUGAACCCAUUCCCACGUGUGGGCCUCAACAUCGAGCAUGCUUCAUCCGUUGCUUGGAGUAACGGAUUGUUCGAGUUCGUCUCUGAGACAGCGCAUGGCAUUUGUCGUGUCGGUAUACCGUUGUCUGUCAUCUGCCGUUUCGAUGAUGAGUCUAUCACGAAGAUCGAGCUACAUUACGACCCUGACCUCAUUCCCAAGACGAAGCUACAUGAGUUCUUGCAACUCUAUAAAGCGUAUAUGUCUGAGCUCAGCCAGCCUUUAAAUCGAGGUGUAGCUAUAUCGGAGCUUCAACGAAAGAUGUCGGACGAGGACCAUCUACGAACAGAUUAG